AUGUCUCGAUCUACAGUCGUCCAGUGCACCCCUCAUCGGCAUUCGGAUCUUAAAUUCGUCAUCGCCGAUCAGCCUGAUUUGCUAAAAGCCGAUUCAAGUGUCAGGUCACAUAUCUCCAAGCGGGGCUGGAAAGCUUACACCAAACCCGGCCGACCAAAGGGACGUCGGGGACGGGAUAAGGAACAGAAAGUUGUUUUUGAAUGUGUCAGCCAAGAUGCCGAUCACCCCUGUUGGCAAUUACCUCUCGUCGAAAGGCAGUUCGGCGGCGGCCGGGUCGAUCCCUUCAGAACCUAUCCUGGUCCUUGGAACCCGCAGGUCCCUGGUCUUGUGGACCACUAUCUCGUGCACAUGGCAGUGGAUAUCCCGGAGUUAGACCAACCCGGAAACAAAGGUCUUCUCCGCACGAGCUGGUUCCCCCUAGUGCUCUCCGAUGAGGCACCCUUUCAAACCGUCAUGCUACUUUCCGCGGCAAAUAAGUCAUCGGUCUCUGGUACCUCCAUCCCGCCAAAUUAUAUCCUGCAGCUUCGCCUCCAGGCCAUCUCGUCGAUCAAUGCAUUGAUGGCUACACGUGAUGACACGAGCGAUGCUCUUAUCGGGGCCGUUGCAAAGAUGGCUAGUUUCGAGGCGAUGCACGGAGGUAUCGAGUCGUACCGAAUACACAUGCGGGGGCUGUAUGAUAUGGUUGAGAAAAGAAGCGGUCUGGAUUCACUGGGUCUGAAUGGACUUCUACGCCGAAUUAUUAUCUGGAUUGACAUCAAUUCGUCCUUUCUUCUGCAGAUUCCGCGUUGGUAUCCAGAUGAAUAUUUUACAGACGGUGGGGACUUGGUAGAACCUAACCCAGAAAGGUUUAUCGCACCGUAG
Molecule: messenger RNA, 861 nt
Organism: Fusarium subglutinans
Lineage: Eukaryota; Fungi; Ascomycota; Sordariomycetes; Hypocreales; Nectriaceae
Product: fungal specific transcription factor factor domain protein
Exons: 2
Coding region: 1-861 (286 amino acids)
Source: RefSeq, a predicted model, not a curated record